GGCUGAUCUUCUCCGACGAAGAACUGCUUUUGCUUUUAAAGUGUGAAUUUUUACUGGAGGAGGAAACAUGAGGUUUUAAUGCUUGGAAAAUGUCGAGAGGAGGUCUGGAGAUGGAGAUGCGUUCACUUGCUCUGACUCCUACUUGGUCCGUCUCAACUGUGCUAACCAUCUUUGUUUUUCUCUCCCUGCUCGUGGAGCGAUCUAUCCAUUGGUUAAGCUCUUGGUUGAAGAAGACCCACAGAAAUCCACUAUUUGAAGCCUUAGAGAAAAUGAAAGAAGAAUUGAUGCUACUGGGAUUUUUAUCACUUUUGCUGACGGCCACUUCAAGAACAGUUUCAAGCAUUUGUAUUGACUCGAUGUUUUAUAAUAGCAAAUUCUCACCUUGUAAAGAUUCGGAGGUAGAAGGCACUACGGAUGUCGAAAACAUAUCAUCUCAUGUGGACAGGAAACUUAUGGAUUUAGCUCUUCAUCAUUUUGGAAGGAAAAUUAUGAGCAAUUCUGGAAGUAUAUGUCAAGAGGGGCACGAGCCUUUUGUUUCGUAUGAGGGUUUGGAGCAACUCCACCGGUUUAUAUUCGUUAUGGCUAUAACGCAUGUGUCCUAUAGUUGCUUAACUAUGUUACUUGCCAUAGUGAAGAUUCAUACUUGGAGGAAAUGGGAAGAAGAGGCUCAUAGGGAUCAUUAUGAUUCACAUGGUGAAAUCACAAGGGCAUUAACAAUACCAUUAACAAUGCGACGACAGUCAUCAUUUGUGAAGGCUCAUACUUAUAAAACUUGGAGCAGAAACAGUUUUGUUAUUUGGGUGACUUGUUUUUUUCGCCAAUUCGGUCGAUCUGUGGUGCGGGCUGAUUACCUUAUACUGCGCAGAGGUUUUAUUACGAACCACAAUCUUACACCAAGAUAUGAUUUCCAUAGCUAUAUGGUUCGCUCCAUGGAGGAAGAAUUCAAGAUGAUUGUUGGUGUUAGUGUGCCUUUGUGGGGAUUUGUAGUUGCUUUCAUGUUGUUUAAUGUAAAUGGUUUGUGCAAACUAUUUACCUCUCCCUUAUUACAUAAUUAUUCAGAGACUUAUUUAUGUCAUUUAAAGUUUUUGUCUUUUCUUUUUUUCUUUUUUACACUUAACACUGUGUCGGCCGCUCACCUCGUUGGUGAACAUAUUACAGUCUUAUGGGCUGCAAGGAGCCAUUCAGUGCGGUGUUUGGAAAGUUAA
Molecule: messenger RNA, 1205 nt
Organism: Phalaenopsis equestris
Lineage: Eukaryota; Viridiplantae; Streptophyta; Magnoliopsida; Asparagales; Orchidaceae
Product: MLO-like protein 14
Exons: 11
Coding region: 90-1205 (371 amino acids)
Biological process (GO): defense response
Cellular component (GO): membrane
Source: RefSeq, a predicted model, not a curated record